AUGGGCAACAUAAUUGCUGUAUUCUCCGCUAUCUUCGCUGUUGCCUCUGCUGGCUACUUGGGUGGUUAUGGUCUAUCGGCUCCUGCCUAUCAUACUUCUGUAGUAGGCCCUGUUGUGCAUGCUGCUCCUGUUAUUAAGACCUAUGCUGCACCUGCUGUAGUGCAUGCUCCUCUAGUUAAGGCCUAUGCUCCCGUUGCCACCUCUUAUGCCAACACCUAUAAAAUCUCUCAAAGAGCCUACCCAGUAGUUCAUGCUGCUCCUGCUGUAGUAGCCGCUCCUGUUAUUAAGUCUUAUGCUGCUCCAGUUUAUGCUGCUCCUGCUUAUGGUUUGGGUCAUGGUUUGUCUUAUGGUCAUGCCGGUUAUGGUCACUCCAUCUAUCAUUAAAUAUUCGAAUACUUACAUUGAUUCCUUGUUUGAAAUUUCAUCAUAUUUUUAAUUGUGUUCACCUGCCAACGAUUAAAUUAUGUUUAUGACUUUCGCUAACAGUGCUCUUUUGAAACUUCAUCAUUUUUACUAUAAUUUAAUUUAAAACUCAUUUCGUCUUUGAAAUCUUGUCAUUUAAAACAUUAUAAAUUCAUUUUUAAGAGAG
Messenger RNA from Lucilia sericata (common green bottle fly), 589 nucleotides. RefSeq names its product cuticle protein 38-like. Lineage: Eukaryota; Metazoa; Arthropoda; Insecta; Diptera; Calliphoridae. The record is from RefSeq and is a predicted model, not a curated record.